ACUGAGUUAACUCACCGCGUUUCCACUUUGUUUCGAAGCUCUCACAAACCCUAGCGCUUCUUCUGGUUUUUCGAACUCGCAACCGUUUCUUCCCUCAACCAGGCGAUUCAUCGUUUCACGCACUGUUCCAUUGCAGCAUCACCCCCAAAUUUUCCACUGUUUUUUUCUGAUAGUGGAAGUUCCACAGAGUAGUACUAGUAAUGGAUUUCGAUGAAUAUGAUUAUUUGGAGAAAACAGUUGAAAAUCCUGAACUGUUGAAGGAGAAUCAAAAUGGUGGUGACGCAGGGGGAAAAUCAGAAGAGAGACACCGCCGUAGUAGUCGGAGUUCCAAGCAUAGGGAUAUUGAGAAGGACGAUGGUUAUGACAGGCAGAAAGAACGAGGCUCUUCGCGUCACCGUUCACGGUCGCGAGAUGGGGACAGGGACAAGGACCGGCAUAGAGGCUCUGAGGGGUAUAGGGAUAGGAAGAGAGGGAGGGAUAGAGACAAUGAAGAUAAGCAUGGAAGGGAGAGAGACAGAGAUAGAGAAAGAGACCAACGAAGGGACCGUGCGAGUGAGAGCGAAAGGGAAAGGGAGAAAGAGAGCUUGCGGCGAAGCAGAAGUAGAUCUGAAAGACUGGUUCCAAGUGAGCUGGAUGGCAGAGACGGAGAGAAGAGUCGCGAUAGGGACUAUAGAGGCAAUGGAAGAAACCAGGAUAAGGAUUAUGGAGACAGAGAAAGGGCGAGGGAAACAAUCGAACGCGAUAGAGAAGGCACCACCAGACGACAUAAAGAGAAAAAGGAAGAAAAGGCAGAACCUGAGGUUGAUCCGGAAAGAGAUCAAAGAACUGUAUUUGCUUAUCAGAUUUCUCUUAAAGCGGAUGAAAGAGAUGUAUAUGAAUUCUUCUCAAGGGCUGGCAAGGUGCGAGAUGUUCGCUUGAUUAUGGACCGCAAUUCAAGACGUUCUAAGGGUGUUGGGUAUAUUGAGUUCUAUGAUGCCAUGUCCGUACCCAUGGCAAUAGCACUUUCAGGCCAACCUAUUCUUGGUCAUCCUGUGAUGGUGAAGCCAUCAGAAGCAGAAAAGAAUUUGGUUCAGUCCACAGCAUCUGUUGCUAAUGGAUCCACUGGACUUGGAGGUGGCCCUUAUUCUGGGGGUGCUAGAAGAGUGUAUGUUGGCAAUCUGCAUUUCAAUAUUACUGAAGCUGAUCUGCGUGGGGUCUUUGAAGCAUUUGGUCAGGUUGAACUGGUCCAGCUGCCUCCUGAUGAAAGUGGGCAGUGCAAAGGUUUUGGCUUUGUGCAGUUUGCCCGUCUUGAAGAUGCAAGAAAUUCCCUGGGCUUGAAUGGCCAAUUGGAGAUAGGUGGCAGGACUAUCAAGGUAUCAGCUGUUACUGAUCAAAAUGGUAUGCAAGAAGCUGGAGGAAAUGCUGGUGAUUUUGAUGAUGAUGAAGGUGGUGGCUUGUCCUUGAAUGCAUCUUCUCGAGCAUCACUCAUGCAGAAGUUGGAUCGUAGUGGCACUACACCAAGGUUUAUCCCUUGCCAUUUUGCUUUUCAUAUUUUGAGAUCAUCAAUAGACAAUAUGACAGUAUAUAAUCUCUCCUCUUGUGCUUUUAUCGGCAGCAUGGUUGGUUUCCUUGGUGAUUCUGCUGUCAACAACACAAGCCUUAACCUGCCAGUUGGAGGUCUCCAAAUUCCCACAGCUACAAUUCCUUCAGUAGAUACUAUUGGUGUUCCAAGUGAAUGCUUAAUGUUAAAGAAUAUGUUUGACCCCAAAGCUGAGACGGAACCGGAUUUUGAUUUGGAUAUUAAAGAAGAUGUUGAAGCAGAAUGCUCUAAAUUUGGGAAGUUAAAGCACAUAUAUGUUGAUAAGAAAAGUGCUGGUUUUGUCUACUUAAGAUUUGAAGCUACUCAAGCUGCAAUAGGUGCCCAAAGGGCCUUGCAUGGAAGAUGGUUUGCAGGGAAGAUGAUCACUGCAAGCUUCAUGGUACCCCAGUCAUAUGAGGAUAGAUUUCCAGAGAGCAGAUAAUUGGGGUCCAGUAUUCAGUAGCAUGCUGAGGACUUGUAGCAAAAGUAGCCAUGCUCAUAAUUUUAUUUCACUUACUGCUCGGGGUGUUUCUACAUACUGGAUUUACUUGAAGUUCCCCAUAAUUCAAACCAAAGCAAUUAUAUUGGUUGAGACUGGUUUUGAUAAUUAGUUUACACAACUAAAAAUCCGAACUUAAUCCAUUAUAAAUCUAUAAUGUUAGAUUUUCAGUUUUUUUUUUUCCAACUAGAACCGAUCAAGAAUACUUGAUAAUUUUUUUGUUUAUUUUAAAACUUUUACGUUUUUAUGUAUUGAAUACUUUCUUCUUA
Messenger RNA from Lotus japonicus, 2326 nucleotides. RefSeq lists its product as uncharacterized. The transcript has 12 exons. Gene Ontology annotation, biological process: mRNA processing. Gene Ontology annotation, molecular function: RNA binding. Gene Ontology annotation, cellular component: nucleus. The record is from RefSeq and is a predicted model, not a curated record. The coding region runs from base 201 to 2000 and encodes 599 amino acids. Lineage: Eukaryota; Viridiplantae; Streptophyta; Magnoliopsida; Fabales; Fabaceae.